This is a messenger RNA of Lingula anatina, 642 nucleotides long. RefSeq names its product matrilin-1. NCBI's taxonomy places the organism in Eukaryota, Metazoa, Brachiopoda, Lingulata, Lingulida, Lingulidae. The record is from RefSeq and is a predicted model, not a curated record.
AUGGAAGGGCGGGAGGAGAGAAAGAAGAGGGUGGGAUGCGGCACGUGGGAGAUUGGGAUAAGAAUCACCGAUGUAAUGCAUCUGGAAGGGGACAGGGGAGGAAGGGAAAGUGGGAGAGGCACGUGGGGGAAGGCUGGGAGCAGCAUGUGCUGGGUACUCGCAGUGGCGCUAUGUCUCGUGGCCGGUGUUCAGGGGCAAUUAGGUAACCCAAGACCAAUGAGUGUGCAGGAGCUCGGCUUUGGCUGUCUCUUAGACAUGUGCAUAGCCGUUGAUUCCUCGCACAGCCUGGACAGCCAAGGUUUCCAGCAGGAACUCGACUUCCUGGAAAAGCUGGUCGACUUCAUAGACGGCAUGGCGGACGAAGUGAAGGCACAUUAUGCUGCAGUGGUGUUCUCUACCAAUGUAUCCGUACACUUUGACUUUUCAGAGACAAGGACGAAAGAGGAGGUCAAAGAAAAAUUGCAGCAGAUACCUUACAUCCGGGGACGCACUAACAUACCGGAUGCCAUGGAGCAAUGCCGGAUGCUGCUCCAGUUUUCGCCCAGUAAACGUUACGCUGACAUUGGAGCCUAUAUUGUAACACUGGUCCUCACUGACGGCGUGGCCAACGAAGGUAUACCACAUCCCCUGGAGUUAUUUUAA